Zophobas morio is the source of this 1274-nucleotide messenger RNA. RefSeq lists its product as uncharacterized. The record is from RefSeq and is a predicted model, not a curated record. The transcript is spliced from 10 exons. Bases 446 to 1051 code for a protein of 201 amino acids. NCBI's taxonomy places the organism in Eukaryota, Metazoa, Arthropoda, Insecta, Coleoptera, Tenebrionidae.
UUCACGUAAAAUUUUAUUGUUGCCAUCGAGUUUUUUGUUUUCACGCGUUAAACUUUUGGAUAUUGCUGGAAUAAGGUUGUUAAGCUACCAAAGCUCUUCCCUAUCCCAGGGAAUAAAAAAAUCAUACGCAGAGGACACCGCUGUAGCUGGCUCUCCUAUUUUUAAACUUGAAGAAAGUUUAAAACUUGAUGCUGGUCAAACUGGAUUUAUUAAAGGGACUUUACCUGGUGAAAAUUCUUCCAGUACGAUCGUUAAAAGGAAAGUUUUCAUAUAUGAUCCAGAAAAACAUGGAAGUUUUUUUUCAGACGACUUUUCUGGAAAUCUUGCCUUUAGACCACCUGAAUGCUUAUGGCUACCGGCUAUCGAGAUUAUCGAAAAGAUAUAUAACGAGUAUAGUAACGAUCCUGAUAAAAAUUGUCCUAAAAACUUAGCCUUUAAAUAUGGCAUGGGUGAAAAUACUGUAAGAAGCUUUAUCAAAGCUGGUAAAGAAGCAAUUACGGACGUGGAGUUUCGGUUAGCUUUCGAGGAACUCCCUCAGUCAUUACAAGAGGAACUGGAAGAAGCUGCCUCUUCUUAUAAGGCCUCCUUUUCAGUGCAUUACGUUGAGAAUCUUCGCGGUUAUAAGAGACCUCCUUUGGAAAGCCAAAACGAGUUUUUUAGUAACGGAAACUACAUCGCAACGGAACCUUUGUUUGUUCAAGUGGGAAAAAAUGUCCCUGCAUUUAUUAUUUCCGAGGAAGAAAGUGUGGAGAAGCUCAAUAAAGAGAUAGCUAAAGAAAAAAUACCGCCUGUAAGAAAUAAACUCGAUGAAGAGCUCAAGCAUGUUGUGUUUGGACCAGGCUCAAAUAAGAAGUCCUCCCAGCGGACUCUUUCCAAGGGUCCCAUGCGCCUUCUGUUUAUGGACACCAGCAAGCCGACCCGAGAGGAAAAGAGAAAGUCCAUUAAGGCUUAUGUUGCUGAUAGUAAAACAUUACGUAGCGCAACUGAACACGAGGAGGAAUACUUUGCUAGUCGCUUUCUGCACUGCAAUAGAUCGAGACUUUUAUUUUAAGGCUUUUAGUCUGGUAUGUAACCACGCUGUAUACCCUUUAUAAAUGAAUGUCUUCACAGUCUUCAUUUGAGUGAGACGCAAAGGUAGGCAUUAUAGACAUAAAUAUAAUAUUUAAAAAACUGCUGAGGCGUGUUGUAAGGAAAACGAGCGGUGCCAUUGCGAUGGUUUAAAAAACUAAUCUUUUUUAUUAAUACUCAAGUUGAAUUGGUGAACGCACUCGCAC